This is a messenger RNA of Schistocerca nitens (vagrant locust), 891 nucleotides long. RefSeq lists its product as uncharacterized. The record is from RefSeq and is a predicted model, not a curated record. NCBI's taxonomy places the organism in Eukaryota, Metazoa, Arthropoda, Insecta, Orthoptera, Acrididae. The transcript is spliced from 3 exons. Bases 6 to 731 code for a protein of 241 amino acids.
GCGGGAUGGCGGCACUACAGUCAGCGGUGUUCCUGUUGCUAGCAUCCUGCCUGAUUCUACUUGGAGAUUCCGAGGCACUGUAUCCUGGAUACUAUCACAAUGACUAUCCUUUGUACCCAUAUAAGGCGUACCCCUCAUAUCCAUAUGGUGGCUGGCCCUUAGAGCACUUCAAAGGUGUUCCCGAGCUCGCUGACAAGAAAUUCCCGGCCUACUACAGCCCAGUAACCUAUGAUCCGUACGUGCCCAAAUACGACGGAUUACAUCGACACUACCCUCACGUCCCAGUGUUCCGUCCAAUUCCGCCGCCCUCGUACUUCAACGUGUACAACAUCUUCGACGGCGGCAAAACCAAGCAGACGGCCACAGCACAGGCGAGCGCCGCCUCAUCGGCUGGUGGCAGCUCCAGGCAAGCAACCAGCGCCGAGUCCGCCCAAGAGAUGACCUCCAGCAGCGACGUCCCAGCGUCUCUGGAGGUCUCUGGAGAGCGGACCGCCGCGGCCAGUCCCUCGCCUGCGUCAGCUCCUGUGACCGUCACCUACGCGCCAGUGUCGGCACACAAACUGACUGUGUUCCGUCCCCCCGCUCGCGUGAGAGACCACCAUGCGGCCCCCAAGGCACACGUAACUGCUGCCAGUGUCGAAUCAGACUCCCGCAGCGCUGAGAAGCUAGUGGCUGCUGCUCCAGCCUUCACCAACCACGGCUGGUAUCCUCACAAUCCCAGACACGUGUGAAGCCAACUAGAUGCAGGGAUGAACCGCCUACCGUGAAGCUUGAUCAAUCAACGAAGAAUCUCUCCACUAGGUCUCAAGAGAUUUACCGCGAGAUCUAUGUAAGCUAGUCUAUCCAUUAUUCAAAAGCACUCGCCACAAAACUAAUAAAAUGUUACAAGCG